AUGUUUUUUCUUCCAGGUGUUUCUUCCAAAGGCUGGUCCAUGCACAUCCCGUCAGAGGUAACCGGCGAAAUUGGCAAGGCAGUUGCCUUGCCCUGCACAUUCACACACCCACAGAACACCAACGACCAGACCCUGACAGCCAUUUGGCGGGUCAAAGAACCUUUCAAUGGGGCCGUUGUUUUCAAGUGUGUUUCCCACAGCUCAAGUGACCCCUGCAAAACCACCGUUGGCUCGGAGGGCAGAUACAAGCUCUUGGGGAACCCGAGGCAGAACAACCUCUCGCUCCAGAUCAACAGCCUGACGUGGAACGACAAGAACAGAUACUUCUGCCGAGUCGAGUUCUCUGGGGAUUUCCACGACAAGUAUGAGAGCAGGAUGGGAAUCAGGCUCCACCUCAUAGCUCCCCCCAGGAUCGUUAACAUCUCCGUCCAGACCAGCCAGGACCACGCUUUCCACGCAAGGUGCACAGCCGAAGGAGAGCCUCUGCCCACCCUGACAUGGGCCGGGCCUCCCUCCGACAACAUCAUCUCGGCUUCAACUACGGCCCACCAGAUAACCAAGGAGCUUCAGCGCCUGACGCACGAUGGGAAGUACACCUGCACAGCUGUUAACAGCCUGGGAAGAGCAGAGGGGGCUGUAUACUUCUACAAAUUCAGAGCUGGGGGCAGCUCCUGGGUCCUGGUCCUCUUGUUUGCCGCCUUGGGGAUUAAGAUGCUGGCGCUAGUGGCGAUACUGGGGCUUGGCGCUUUCUGGAAGAGAGGUAGGUGCAUGUUUCUGUUGCGUUGUCAAUCACUCAGAGAUGCUUCCUAA
Molecule: messenger RNA, 810 nt
Organism: Lacerta agilis (Sand lizard)
Lineage: Eukaryota; Metazoa; Chordata; Lepidosauria; Squamata; Lacertidae
Gene: SIGLEC15
Product: sialic acid binding Ig like lectin 15
Exons: 2
Coding region: 1-810 (269 amino acids)
Biological process (GO): regulation of actin cytoskeleton organization; regulation of osteoclast development; regulation of bone resorption
Cellular component (GO): plasma membrane
Source: RefSeq, a predicted model, not a curated record